AUGCCUGACUCCAACACUCACCACCACGAUUCCUUCAACUUUCUUUUCGACCUUUCCCAAGUUUCCCCGUCGCAGGAACAAUUAUUGCGCGCUCCUUCUGUCGGACCACACACUCACCACUCCCCUUCACCCUCACCUUCACCCUCACCCGCUUCCGCCGACUCCCCGCCGCGCUCCAACACCAUCGUAAUGGUGUCGCCUCCCGACUCCCUGGACGCCGUCCCUCAAGAAGUUUUCCACACGCCGCCGGAGAACUCCUCGCGCCCUUCCUCCUGCAACCAGCCGCGGGCCGCCACCACCGGCGAUCACCGUUGCGCUGUUAAUCACGCCGUCGACGUUGACGCUGGGACCCAGGGUUUCGUCGAUUUAUGCGAGGGGGCUGAGUUUGUUGAUUUGGGGAGGGAUUCGGAGUUAGGGUUUUCGGAAUCCUCGCUCGGUGCACGAAGGGAUGUUUUGGACGAGAUUCGUGAUGACCGGUUAGAUGAAUUUGCGAUUUUCGAAAGGGAAUUGUCUGAUUUGGGCGAGCCGCCAGUGAAAAAACCGAAACUUUCGGAGGGCGAUUUGGGUGUUGAUUCUUCAGGGGGUUGUGUGGAAGUUCAAUCGCAGAAAGGAGAAGAGGGUGUGGAGAAUUGCGAGGGGAAUCUGGUUUCUGAAGCAGAAAAAAAUUAUGAUGAAAAUAACUGUUCUACCCAAAAUUUAGAAACCUUGGUUGGGGAUGUUAGUUUGUGUGAAUCCGAGAAAGUGGCAUGCACUUUUGAGAGAAACAAGUCAAGUGAUGGGGUUGUGGAAGGUUCUGGAAUGGGGAAGAAGAGUGACAGGAAAGUGGUGCUGCGUGAGUUGCCACCCUCAAUGCGUGGUCCUUCGGAGAAUGCAGCGAGUAAAGUGGAAUUUGGGAACAGUCAGAAAAAGAAUGUGUUCGAUGUGUUAAGAGUUCUCUCAGAGAUUAGUAAUGAAGAGGACGAAAAUCUUGAUGAUAUUAGUUUGUUGGAAGUCGCUGAAGCUUGUGGAAUCACUUUUCCUCGGCCAAGAUGGUGGCCGAAAGGGGAAAACUUUGACCCCCUAUGA
Molecule: messenger RNA, 1065 nt
Organism: Sphenostylis stenocarpa
Lineage: Eukaryota; Viridiplantae; Streptophyta; Magnoliopsida; Fabales; Fabaceae
Source: the annotation of a GenBank genome assembly